UGGAAAUAUUAUUUUGAAUUUUUGUUUUUGCACGAAUUUCGUACAAGUAGUUGGCAUGUUGGGCAGACUGGCCAGCUGCCAAUUACUUUGCUGAAUAAUAAUUGCUAAACAGAACCAAAAGAGAGCAAGACCUCGUCUGAUCAUCCCAGACUUGAUUUUGUUUCCACCUUCUGGUGGCCCCGUGCUGCCAGAAUGGUGUUCGAAUCCCUCGUUGCCGAAUUGCUGAACAAGCAUUUGGGAAGCUUUGUCCAGAGUCUCGAUGCUUCUCAGCUGAAUUUGGGAAUCUUAGGAGGCACGGUCGAGUUGGACAACUUGGCUGUUCGCGAAGAAGCGCUUUUGGAACUUGGCUUACCUGUGCUGGUCAAAUCUGGACAUUUGAGGAAGCUUCGCCUGAAGAUACCAUGGAGCAAUUUGUACAGCGAUCCCGUGGAGGUGAAGAUCGACGGUGUCUACGUCCUUGCCCAGCCUACACAUGCCACUCCGUACGACGCAGAGAAGGACUUGGAGUCGAAGAGGGACAAGAAGCGCAAGGAGCUCCUGGCAAUUGAGGAAGCACAGAAAAAGGCGGCCGAGAAAGGUGAUGAGAAGAAGAAGAAAGAAGAGGAUGGCUUUGCUGUGAAGCUUGCCAUGCAGAUUAUUCGCAACGUGCAGGUCUCCAUCACUGACAUCCACAUUCGUUAUGAGGAUACGAUUACCGUCCCUGGCAAGCUUCUUGCAUAUGGUGUGACGCUGGAGCGACUGACAGUGCAGACGACCAAUGCUGAGUGGAAGCCCAUGUUUAUGAAGCAGGAGUCUUCCAAGUUCUGGAAGCUGGUGGAGCUGAGUUGCCUUUCAGUGUACUGUGAUGUCAACGCCCCGUCGCUGCUCAAACUGACACCGCAGGAAUGGCAGAAGCAGUUUGCUGCUCUGAUUCCGCGAGAAUUGGACGAUGUACACCCCAGACACGAAUACUUGGUCAAUCCAAUAUCCGCCACGGCAAAGCUUGCCAUUGACAAGAACGCACCACAAGAUCCCACGUCUCCACAGAUUGACGUGUCAAUGAGCAUAUCACAAGUGUCUCUGGGAGUCUCAAGGCAGCAGUUCCAAGGCACCCUGAUGGUUGUGGAGCACUUCGAUCAGAUGGUCACCAACCUGCCGUACAGAAAGUACAAGCCCAACGUGCCGCUGAAGAACAAUGCCCGUGCUUGGUGGACAUAUGCCCUGGAUUCCACGCUGAAGGAGGAUGUGCAGCCUCGCUUGCGCCAGUGGUCAUGGGAGAGAAUCCGCAAUCACCGAGCCCUUGUUCGGCGCUACGAACAGCAAUGGAAAGUACGCUUGUCUCAGAAAAACCCGACCAAGGAUCUAGAAACGUCCUUGCAGAACCUUUCAGAUCAGCUCGAUGUGUUCAACCUGACGCUGGCUAGACAGAAUGCUGCUGCGGAGUACAAGAGAGAGACGGGCAAGAAAGCAAAGAAGUCUGGUGGAGGAGGCUGGUUUGGUGGUUGGCUAGGUGGUGGCUCGAAGCAAAAGGAAGAGGCAAAGCCAGUGAAAGACGCUGGUUUUUCAGAGGAGGAGAGAGCAAAGCUCUACUCUGCUCUCAACUACGUGGAGGGUGAACGACCAGGCGACUUUCCACCAAGUUAUGUUGCACGGCGUUUCAAGUUCUCGCUAGGUGCGCUGUCCUUCGCGUUGCAUGGAGACAAUGGAGAAAAUGUAACACGACUGCUCACAUCACAGGUGGACGCAGCACUGGCACAGCGUCCUGGUGCAAAUGCUUUGAGUGUUCAAGCGUCCAUUGGCAGCUUCCUUGUGUCCAGUGAUAAGUCUCAGCUGAUCACAUCCCAGCUGAUGGCCCAAGAGGGGAAAAUUCUGGAGCUGGAGUUUGAUCAGAAUCCAGAGAACAGCAUAGCUGACAUGCGUCUCAAGCUACAGUCCAAGCCUCUUGAGAUCUUUGCUGACCUGGAGUCGGCUUUUGAGGUUGUCCGUUUCUUCGACCGUCCCGAGCCUCUGGCAUUGACAAGUGUGUCAGCCGCUGCCAAUCGCAAGCUGCAAGAGAUACGGCAGGGUUUGAAGGAAAUCAGCAAGAUUGAGAUCUACGAUGCACUUGAGAAGCGCAAGAUGAUAGAUCUGGAUGUCAAAGUGCAUGCACCGUACAUCGUUUUCCCCAAUCAGCGCGAUCUCCACGGUUCGAAGCCGUACGCGAGCAGAGUGGCAGUCGCAUCCGUCUCGACAUUGACGUGGCGGCUCCCGUGGUGGUGGUGCCGUUGUCCUCCGAAUCGGACCAUUCGCUGGUGCUGUGGCUGGGUCGACUCACCGUUCUCAACACGUUUGUGAGACACGGCGAUAUAACGAACUCUGAUGGCACAUCACCCGUUGUCAUUGAUGACAUGGCCAUCGCAUUAACCGAUGUCAAAGUUGCAAGACGUGUGGUGAAGAACGGUGUCGUGGAAUCCACCGACGGCAACCUGCACACGAUUCUCCAGGAGGUGACGAUGUCGGUGAAUGUUCGCCGUAGUUUGUCGCCGUGGUGUCAUGACAUAGCUGACGUGGCCGUGGCCGGAGAAUGCAAGCCUAUACAGGCGCAAGUCUGCAAAGGCGAUGUUGACUUUGUGUUUGGUUUGCUGGAUGGCAAUCUGAAGGAAGGCAUGCCGGAGUCUGGUAGUACACAGCCAGCAGCACCAGCCGGUGGUAGUGUUGUGCCUUCAAAGUCCAGAGCGAGCAGUCCUGAUAUACCAGAAACACCGCAGACGAAUGUACCACCCAGUAAAGUGAAGUUGGAGCUUUCGUUCAAGCUGGAGGAGGUUUCACUCACUGUUCUGGAGACCUUGGGAGAUGUUGAACGUCCCCGGCUGCGCGUGGCAGUGUCUGGUCUCUCUGCCGGUGUUACGAUGCGGCAGUAUGACCUGCAAGCCAAUGCGGCCAUGAACUACAUUUCCGUGGAGGAGUGCACGCAAACAGGUAUCGAUGGCGGACCGAUGUACAUUUUGGACAGUGACCGAUUUCAAGACUUGUUGGUCAUCAAUGUGACAGUUGCUCAGCCUGAAGGUCCAGAGUUCGCGUCCAAGUUCUCCAGCACCAAGACAAAGCUGGACAUUGUCGUGUGCUCUCUGCGUGCCAACGCACACUUGCAGACGCUGCUGGGCGUGCAGCAGUUUGUCAUGUCACUGCUGCCGGAAACGCUUCCUGAGUCCACAUCAGGCACUUCCAUUGCCGUCCCUGCUCCAAAGUCUGGAGAAGAUACUGGUUCCGAGAAGCCAGCAGUUGAAGCUCCAGCCCAGGCUGAUGUUACUGACCUCUCACUCACUGCUAACCUCGUCGCAUUCUCCGUGAUGGUAUCCAGCGGCUCUUCCCAACUUGCCCAGCUUUCUGUGGGAGGUGUGUCUGCACAAGUGGAAAUGUCCCCAGCCCAGCUAAUGGCUGAAGCCAGGCUGAAGUCGCUGGAAGUUGUCGACUUGUUUGAGAAGACGUCGUAUCGAAAGAUUGUGUCAGCUCCGGAGAACGAAGACUUGCUACAUGUCAAGUUUGUCCAGUACAAGUACCUGGAGACGGCAGACUACUCUCUCGACCCGGAGAAGCUCGACAUGGAGCUGUUUGCGCGCAUGGGACAAGUGGAGGUGGUCUUCUUGAACCGCUUUGUGCAGGGAAUGCUGGUAUUUGUGAAAGAGUUCCAGACAUCUCAGGAGACCAUCAAUGCUGCCAAAGCCAGAGCCAGUGAAGCUGCAGCUGCUGGGGCCGAAGCUCUGCAGCAGAAUGCUGCCAAGAAGGUCAAGCUGGACGUCACUCUGCGCUCUCCUGUAGUUACUGUGCCGUCGGAGUCCACAGGCACCAGCUCUAUUCAGGCCAAUUUUGGUGUGCUCCAGGUCUCGAACAGCCUGCAGCUGACCGAGCACCUCAACAACGAGGGCAUCAUGGAUCGUAUGGUUGUCUCUGUCACUGACCUCAGUGUGAGCCGUGGUACUCAGCUGUCUUCCGGCAAGGUUAUCCGCCGAGCUCUCCUCAAGCCAGUUGACAUCAAAGUGGACAUCAACAGGUGCCUGACACCGGGAGACUUUGGCUUGCCGGAGAAUGACAUUGUGGCCAAGCUGCCGGAUGUCCAGGUCCACAUUGGUCAGACUGACUUGGGAGCUGUGCUGAAGAUCGUCGAGGGCAAUCUACAGGAGAAACCAGCCAUCGAGCCCCAGACAGCAGCAGUGCCCGCAGUACCUCCAACAUCUCCUGCACCCUCCCGAGGAGCUACACCAAGCCCGGACAAAGCCAAGACAGAGCCGGCGCAACCAGAACCCACACAGCCGGCGAAUCCCGACAAGGUGGUCCUGAAAGCUUCAUUCAGCUUGCAGAAGGUGUUUGUAGGCCUGUAUCAGAAUGAACCCGACCUGGUAAAUGAGGACUGCACAGAUGUGGUGGCCACAGAUCACAGCGUUGACUAUCUCCUGGCCUCACUUGACAUACAAAAGCUAGACGCCAAGGUGAAAAUGCGUGCGGGCGGCUACCUGGAGGCGAAGGCCACACUAGGCGAUAUCAUUGUCGACGAUGGCCGCAAGCAGAGACAGGGCUCCAUUACUCGGAUGGUGAGCAAGCGCAGUAUUGACAUUGGCACUCUGGAGCAAGGCAGUAAUACUGAUGACAUAGAUUCCAUGCUAGCUGUGACUGUGGAGAAACACAGCACUGGUGAUCUACUUGUGAUCGCGUGCUUGAACGGCAUCCAAGUCAUUGCGUACCUUGACUUCAUAUUGGCGGUUGUGGACUUUGCCCAGUCGGCACUGAGCAAGUUGGAAGAUGAGGAGGAAGACGAGGAAGGUGAUGAUGAGGAGGAUGAUGGUGCUGAUGACCAUGAUGCUACUGGCGAGGCUGUUGUGUCACGACCGAGUAGCCGCGCGACCAGUCCUUCUGCUGAGAAGCCAGAGCAGACGGAGUUUGUUGACUCGCCAAUGAGGAUAUCUGUUCACGUCAACAGUGUGGAAGCUCUGCUUGUCGAGGAUGCUAACGACCUCAACUCCAGAGCCAUCAUACUGAGGACGUCUGCUGCUGUCCUGCUGAAUCGCAAUUUCGGCCAGACCAACAUCUCCGGCAACAUCAACACUAUCUCCGUGACCACCUCGCAUCUCAAGACACAGGAAGUGGCAAUCGAUAUCUUGGAGCCGUGCUCUCUAGACCUGAAUGUGAGUCAGUCGAGUGAGGGUAGCACGGUUGGCUCUGCCAACCUCACAGCGCUGACCAUCAACAUUGAUCCGUGCUUCGUGACACUGCUGAUGGGUGUGCUGAAGACACUGCAGGAGCGUCAGGCCAAGCUAGAUGAGGAGAAAGAAAAGGCACUUGCUGGUCGUCCUGCGGCCACGACACGUCACUCGAUCAAAAAGACCCUGCUGGUCCCACGGUCCUUGUGGACGACGAAGAGGGUCAACCGCAAGCGGUGGUACUUUCUACGAGGUCAAGCUCUGAGUGAAAUCGGUACCGAUGUGGAUCUUCAAUCAGCUGCUGCUGAGGAACAGGAUGGGACCAUGCAAAGGCGCACGGAACAGUUUGAUGUAACAAUUCGCACCUUGGAUAUUGUGCUGCUGUUUGAGCCAGACCGCCAGUAUGACCGCACUGACAGCGAUAGCUCCAGGGCCGCCGCCGGUGCAGGGCCAUUGGACGCGGAGAACAAGAUCAUGGUGCCACUGUUGGGUCUUCACACGACCGUCAGUGCCUCGGUGUGUAAUUGGUCCGGCCAGCUGAAGGGCACGAUUGAUAUUUCAGUUCAGGCAUCGUACUUCAAUCGCAAGCUUGCUCUCUGGGAGCCACUCAUUGAGCCCAUAGAAACGGUGUCAUACACAUACCGACCAUACAAGAUCACAGCUGAGCUCACCAUCAACAAACCUGACGAGGAUGAGGAGGACGAGGAUGACGAUGACGACGAUGACCAAGUGAAUGUGGACGGUCUUCUGAGAAAGAAGAAGCGAAAGAUCUACAAGAAGGGAAAGAAGCGUGCCCAGCAGAUCGUGCGUCGCAAUCGCAAGCCGGCUGCAGAUCAACUGCCACUGAUGGCACUGUCACUGCAGUCACGUGAUCUUCUGCAGAUGACCCUUACCAAGACCGGAAUACAGGUCUUGCAAGUAACAGCUGAGGUGUUUGGUGCCGCCGCAAGCGUAGCCAAACCCGAAGCCGGUGUGGACAGGGUGGACGGUGCUGGCGGCAAGCAACAGUCUAAAGCCAGUAGCCAAUACAAGAUUGUCAACAUGCUUGAAGUUGAUGUCAUGAUGGUACCUGGCUCUUCGUUCAAGGCUGAGAGCGAUGCAACAGCUACACGCAUCACCUCCGCCGGUGGCUCUGCCUCUCUGUCGUUGACGCGAGAGGAGUCGGACAGACGCCGCCACCAGAGCGUCAUGUCGACUUCCAGCGUCCAAACAUCCAAGGCCGACAUCAAUGAUGUAGUUGCCAUCACGGUGUGCGGUGCGCAGAAGGACAUGCCCAAGUUUGCUGCUAUUGACUUGCCCGUUCAUCGCUGUGGCCGCUUCUAUCACGUUCUACCGAGUGCUGCCCUGUAUGGCAUCAUAGUCCAGAUUGAUUUGGCCGGGGCGCAGAAGGUUGUGACACUCCGAUCACCCAUGCAGGUGCACAACCACACGGAGGUCAGCAUCAACAUCCAUUGUCGAGUGGCCAGUAACCAGCCACCCUGUCCUGUUGCCUUGCUGAGACCCGGAGAGGUUGUCAAUGUGCCUCUCAGCCUCUCAGCGGGGCAGAUGCAGUUUGCUCCGUCCAAAGACUCGCACAGUCCCUCUGAGCCACCGAGCUCAUGGAAGAUGGAGGCCACUCACCAUCGCGUGGAGUGCAAGGGUGCGGAGGGGUCGUUUGGCUUGAGAGUACGCAAGGAAGAGGAGCAGGUCCUGUUCCUGGGUAGAGGCCCAUCAACUAAAGUACCGCAUCACUGUCUCCAUCUCUACCCUGUCAUGGUCUUCCAGAACAUGCUGCCAUACCCGCUCAGCUACCAACUGCCGAGGGAAAGCAAGCUCCAUGUGUUGGCACCAGGUGCGCGCAAGGCAAUGUACACAGCAGAGAAGAGUGCGGUCACAGUGCCCAUUCAGGUGGAGAACUACUUCCGGGGCAAGCUGGUGGGCAAUGUUCAACUAGAGGAGCGACUAAAGCACUCUCAUGUUCCGCUAACCAUGAAAGCCGAAGGUCAACUAGACACCGAGCAACGUUCAGUGGAAUUUAGUGUUGAGUACAAUCUGGUGGAUACGCUGGAGAUGGCUGUGUACGUGGACCACUGGAUUGUCAACCAGUCUGAUCAAAUCAUGAAGAUACGGCCUUAUGACUCACAUCCACCAUUCUUUGCACCGGAUACAUCCAAUGACAGCAGGCCCAUCCUGUAUGGAUUCAAGAAGAAAGGGAAAUCAAAGGUGGAGGUGUACGUUGGCAGGUCCAAGGCCUCCGAUGGUUUCUCACUAGCCACGGCUGGCAGCGAGGGCAGACUACUGUGUGAGGAGGGUGACGCAGGACAUGAGCUGGGUGUGAAAGUGGUGAUGUCGUACUUCAACCUGAGUAACAUUGUCUACUUCACUCCGUACAAUCUCAUCUGCAACUACACGCAGAUGAACAUCUGUGCUGCUGACACACUCGGUUACACAGUGGAGUUGCCACCAGAUGCUGUCAAGCCGUUCUACCCUAGCACCAAGGCCAACAUUGUUCGCGUGAAACCAGGAGGAGCUGAAGGCUACCUGAAAGACGUCAACUUCUCCAAAUCGGGACUGACGCUCCUGAAAGUGGACAAUUCGAAUGUACUCAUUGUGUCUGUGGAUGUAAGCAACGCUGUGACUGUCAUCACCAUUGAGAACUACUUCAGCGGUGCUGCACCCGGUCGUAUCGAGAACUUCUGCAAGGACACCACAUUCACACUACAACAGAAAGAUGAUGAUGCUGUUACUCAGCUUGGCCCAGGCAGCGAGUGUCUCUUUGUUUGGAACAACCCUACUGGCAAGAGAGAGCUGGUUUGGAGCACGACCAACGAGAAGGGAACCUACUCUCUCACGGAAGACCUCAUGGAGAACAACCGGGGUGAGUUUGACUCACCGGGUGGUGAAGAGUUCAAUGGUAGACCUGGCAAGAUCUACUGGGUGUCACUGAUUGAUGGCCUGCAGCGUGUACUGCUCUUCACACCUAACAAAUAUGUCGCUGAUCAGGCCUAUGAGAGUGAUCUGGUGGAGCGUGUCAAUCAAGACUUCAGCAUUGAGUUACCUGGCGUGGGCCUAUCUCUUGUCAACAACUCCACGUCCACUGAGAUCCUCUACAUGGCUAUCACCAGUAGUGGAGCUAUCUGGCAAGUACUGCGCAGCAAGGACAAGAACGGACAGGAGAAGUGGAAGACGCUGACAAUGUCCGAGUGCCUUCGUGUAGAGAAGAUACACGAUGGUGUUGCGCCAGACAAAGAAAGGGAUGGUGACUUUGUGGUUGAGUGGUUGGGUAAGGAGCUGUACAUGACCAAGCCACACAAGGGCCUGCUCCGUCGCUCCUUCCACCAGGGCGUCUCGUUGCGCCUGACUCACUCUGACCACCAGACUAAGCUGCACGCCAGCAUCAACAAAGUACAGAUUGACAAUCAACUGCGUGAUGCUGGCUACCCAGGAGUGUUUUAUCCAAUGGCACCGCCCAAGACAGUGGCACUGCAGUCAGCCCCCAAGCCUUUCAUUGAGUUCAGCUUCAUGCAGAACAUCAGCGAGGACGGAACGGCCAAGCAAAUCAAGUAUAUGGUACUGCUGAUACAGGCCAUGCACGUCAAGGUCGACAUUGGCUUUGUCAUGGCCAUUCUCAACGUCUUCGCCAAGGACAUGGACCCGGAUCGACGUACUGCGCAAGUUAAGAACACGAUGGAGAUGCUGACUGGUGGUCUGUCGGAGACUGCAGCGGUGCAGGCUGUGCAAAAAGACACACGGACCUUCUACGACUAUGUCCAUCUGUCGCCACUGAAGAUGACCAUCAGUUUCUCUCUGCACGCCGCUGACAAAGUACUGGUAGAUUCCCGUGAUCCUCACGUAGAGCUGCUUGUCUCCUUGCUCCACUCCAUCGGCGUCACGCUAUCAGAGGCCACCGACAUCCAACUCAAGUUGGCCUUCUUUGAAGUUGACAGUGAGGUAAUGACACAAGGUCAGCUGACCAAGAUCAUUGUUAACCAUUACAAGACCCAGGGCAUCAAUCAGUUGUACGUCUUUGUUCUCGGACUGGACGUCCUCGGCAAUCCUUUCGGCCUGGUCAGAGGCUUCAAAGACGGUCUCGUCGACUUGUUCUAUGAACCGUACCAGGGAGCUGUACAGGGUCCAGAAGAGUUUGCGCAGGGACUUCUGCUCGGAGGACGGAGCUUUGUCGGUGCCUCGGUUGGUGGUAUAUUUGGUGCAGUGGGCAAGAUUGCUGGUGCUGUGGGUGGUGGAAUUGCACGUCUUACUCUCGAUCAGAAGUUCAUUGAGGAGCGUCGACGUCGACAGGGUGAGCUGAAGGAUGCCGCCAGCGGCCUCGUCCAGGGUGGAAAGAGCCUCGGUUGGGGUCUCUUUGAUGGCAUCACAGGCAUUGUACGCAAACCAGUGGAAGGUGCUCUGGCUGAGGGUGCUGAAGGUUUCUUCAAGGGAGUUGGCAAGGGACUAAUCGGUGUGGUUGCACGGCCGGUCGGUGGUGUCAUCGACUUUGCCGGCAGCACAUUCGAAGGCAUCAAGAAGCAAAUUGAACUUGCUGAUGACAAGUGGGUACGACUACGCGCACGGAGGUUCCUCUUACCGGACGGUGCGGUAACUCCCUUCUCAUCAUCACUUUCAUUUGGCAACAUGAUCCUAGCCGCCAUAGUGUGCUCUGACGAUGUGCCCUUGCCCAUCGGUGACUUCCAGUUCCAACAGCUUGUCAGCAAUACCAAAGACUCUCAGUACAUCUUGUUGGCAACCUCGCGUUACGUGAUCCUUGUGGAGCUGCCGUACUCCUUCAUGAAUGUGGAGGAGAGUGUGUCUCCAGAGUGGCACUGCCUGCUCACUGACGUCGAUGUGACAACCAAGCCGCCGCAGGCUGGACCGAAUUUCUUUGAGUUCACACACAAGGUAAAGGCCGUCACUAUCUUUUCCAAGUCAUCUGAAACAAGGAAGCUGAAGAUGCCAUCUAAAGAGGCUGCCCAGAUGACUCGGCAGCGACUGAUGGCUCUCAUCCAAAAGUAGAGAGCAUUGGCUGACCAGGUUUGACUUCCAGCAACGCUUGAACAGCUCUCGAAAGGUCUUCAUUCAAACCUUUAUGUUUUCUUUUUUUCUUUUCUUUUUUUACGCUUCUGUGAAUGCCUUUUGUUCAGUGGAGCUUCUUUGUCCUCCCGCUUCCCUUUACAGUAUUCCAUUUUUAUUCCAUGUGUUUUACUUUUCCGUAUCCAAUUUUCUACUCCCAUUGUGUAAGAUUGUUUUUAGACAUGAAUUUGCCUUUUUAUUAUUGUUUUACGAGUUGUUUGUUCGACAAGCUUUCACCGUGAUUAUUCUUGUAUCUGUUGCAAUGCACUGCUGUAAUUGGAGUACACGAAGUAGCUUGUACUUGUACACCUUCUCCCCCGAGUUUCUAGUUAUUUGGCAGCUUUUCGAUACUUUUGUCAAGCAUGUUACGCGUCUUUUCUCCCAUUCUCCAACAGCACUGAACCGAGAAAGCUGUUUUCCUCUGGUGAACGUAUACUAAAUAAAUGCAAGUGCGCACGUGCAGGCCUUUGCAUCCCUUUCACUCAUUAUAAACACACAGUGACACUGUUUCAUCCUAUCUUCUUUUGCCUAUGGGUUUUCUCGCCCUCGAAAGCAGUAUUAUUGUUUUAUUUCUUCAAACAAUAACGCCGUGCUCAUGUCGGCUGCUGUGUCUUUCUUUUAUAAUUGUAUUCUAUGUACCUAUACCUCAGUUGCAAAUCCUGACCUCGCCACAAUUGGCCGAACCGUU
Molecule: messenger RNA, 10887 nt
Organism: Sycon ciliatum
Lineage: Eukaryota; Metazoa; Porifera; Calcarea; Leucosolenida; Sycettidae
Product: intermembrane lipid transfer protein VPS13C-like
Biological process (GO): protein targeting to vacuole; protein retention in Golgi apparatus
Cellular component (GO): extrinsic component of membrane
Source: RefSeq, a predicted model, not a curated record